CUGUAGCAGUAAUUGGACUUGUCUGCGCGGGCCGGACUUCGCGCUGCCGGCUGGCUGUGCUUUCUUUCUCCCCUUACCUUUAAGCGGCGCUUUCAUCCCUUCUUUCCCUCUCCCGCUGCGGACCGUCUGGUGGUCGCUGUGAGCCCGCGCGAUCCCCCAGCUCAGACGCGAAGGACGUUUGGUCAGCCUCUUUGUUAAGACUUCAUGUCUGUUUUUUUCCCCAUUCACUGCCCUGAUUAUUUGAGAUCAGCUGACAUGACUGAGGUGAUGAGCGCUCCAUCUAUGGAUGAGAUUGGUCUAAGCCCUCGCAAAGAUGGCCUGUCCUAUCAGAUUUUCCCUGACCCUUCAGACUUUGAUCGCUACUGUAAGCUGAAGGACCGCCUCCCUUCCAUUGUUGUAGAGCCAACAGAAGGAGAUGUGGAGAGCGGGGAGCUGAGAUGGCCGCCAGAGGAGUUCCUGGUCCAGGAUGAUGAUGAUGAAGAAGAAGAAGAAGAAGAAAACUGUGAUGAAGCAAAGAAAGAGAGCCAGGAGCAAUAAAUGGCACUGAUAGUCUUCUGUACUACUUCAAAUGCUGUGUCAUCUUGAGGGGGAGAACCACAACUGUUCUGAAGAGUCUUUUUCUACAAAAGACAUUCAAUUUUGCACCUGCAAGAUAUUAGUUAUUGUUUUUUUUUCAUUUUCUCAAUUGAGAACUGAAGCGUUUGAUGUGACAAUCUCCAGCUGAAACUAAGGAAGAAAGUUGGGCAGGGUAACGGCUGCUCUUCUUAAGGGUCACUGUUGAAUUUUGUAGAGGUUUAUGAGGGGGCAGCAGUGAAAUAGGGCGCUUUAGUGGAGGAUUAGCCAGGCACAUGACCACGUAUGUGUGAGGCAGAAGAAGUGAAAAGACAAGUGUAAAAUGCAGUUGCGUAUUUGAAAGGAAUUGCCUCUGGCUACAAAAGCAUGAGAAUAGUAUUCAUCUCUAAAACUUGCCUUCAAGUAGUGCUUCUGUUUUGCGUGCGUGUGUGUGUGUGUGUUUGGGGGCUGGGAGGCGGGCAGUAUGGUAGCAGGCCACUUCAAUGCUCCAGUGACAUUACACCAUGAGGCAGGUGUGCCUGCUGAAUGGCACAGAGGAGCAGUGGCUCAAUAACUUCUUCUCUCAAGGUCACAUAGUCUGUGUAGAAAUGAAGGUAUUUGGCACUGGCGUGCCAGCCUCGUAGACAAAAACUGUCUUCUCCCUCUCCCUACCACCCUAAUCCUUGAUUAAGUACACAUUCAAACCUUGCAAUGCUGAGUUUUUUCAGAUGGUCCAGCGCCAACUUUUCAAAAUGGCCCUUGCCAUUCUGCAAUAGCCUUGUUGGUAACAAACAAGUUGCAAGGGUGUGAAAAAAUAAAGUUGAGAUCUUGCCAUAAAAAUGACUUAAAAGUAUGCAUUUGCCCUGUAACAGCUGUCAGUUCUCCAGGCCAAUUUCUGGUGGCAGAAUCAUCAACUUUUCUGAUGGCGUUGAGGCGGUCUCAAUCGAUCAUGUGCAAAUGCAAGUUUAAGAAUUUGCUUUAUGAAAGCCAACCAGGCCAUCUAAUAAGGUUGCAGAAACAGCUUUGGAACUUGUGUGAAAGCAGGACAACAAAAGUGAUUAUUGAAGGAAAGCAGGUCUUCUCUUCUAAAACCAAACAAAAGUAUUAUGGUCUCAGUGUUGUGGAGAAAAUAAUGUACUUUUUCAACAUAUCUAUGGAUAUUCUUCAAGGUCUAAAUUCUCAAUAAUAACCUUCACUUUUGUUGUCCUGUUCGACUUUUCCUGAGAGAAGAAGACAAAUUUUCAGGGUAAGCUAAUUUGUAUAUUUCUAGGAGAGCAUCUCUCUGUUUGAUGGAGAAGUCCCUGCUCAGAUGUCACAGGAUUGGCUAGGGAAAUGACCAUUCUGAGCAAGGAAAUGCAGUUGGUUUCCAUCCGUUCUGGAGGAACUACAAUAGAAAACCCCACCAAUGAUGCAUAUUUGUCAUGGCCUUAACAGGAUAGUCAAAUAAUUCCUAGUCUCCCAAUCACCCUUGUUUAUUGGCUCUGAUUUUUUUUUAAAGAAAUCUGUUGGGCCUUUGUGUAAAUAUUUGUAUUUGAUACCUCAUGAGUAGUAAAAACGCUGGUAUUGGGUUAUGGAGUUUGCUUGUUUAAAAAUCAGCAGGAUUAUUUUUCAGUCUUGUCUUGCUUGUGUUUUCAACAUAAUGGCAAUAACUUUUUAACAGCUGUGAGUCACUGUUACAUGUGAGUGUGAGGUUGCAGAUUAUUCCUGUCUGAGUUGUUGAUUUUCUUCUUUUUUAAUAAAGUGUGGGGGAUAUAGUUGGUGUUCUUGCUUUUCUUUUGGCAGCCAAGAACCUGUCACACACGUGCUACCUGUCUUGGUGGACAAUUUUGUCUUCAUUGAAACCUGUCUUGCACCGUUACCUAGCCAAGGUUGCUUUAAAAUCAGUGGAUCCAGAUGUUUUUCAGUCUUAUAUCCCGGAUGCCUGUUCUUGUCCUGCUGUUCAGUAGAAUGAGCUUUUACACCUGCACAUCAGUCUAAAUCUCUUUCAAUAUCCCCCCUCCUCCAGUUACCUUAGUUGCUUUUGAAUUUUGUCCCAUGUUUGAAAUUGUCAAAUGUUACCCACUCAGACAAGCAAACAUCCUUACGCUUAGGAUCAGAGUGGAAAUGCUGUUUGUCUUUAAAUAUUUGCAUAUCCUUUUCAAAAUGCCUCUUUUUUUGUUGUUGCUCGUACGUCUGUUGUUUGAAUGUGUCUGAAGAACAAAGCACUCCUGUUGAACUUCUCCUGUUGUAUAUUACAUUCUAUAUUUCUGUAAUUCUUUUUUGAGCCUCAGGGAAAAAGCUAGCAUUUUUUUUCAAACUACUUUUGUCACUGUGACAGUUGUAAAUAAAGUUUGAAAAUGCUUUCCAAACUCAGGUUUCCUUGUGCUCUUACUUUCCCAUGAUUUUAUUGGCAAACGGCUAUGAAGAAUGGAGGGAUGGUUACUUAGAGGGAUUCUCCACCAUUAAUCCCCAUUCUAAACCAUGUUCUUGCUGUUGAUGUAUUGAUUUACACUGUGUAAUCCACUUUGAGUCUUGGUGAGAAAAACAUAACUAUAAAAUAAAUAUAUAAAAUAAAAAAAUGUGUAUCUCCUAGGUGAUGCACUUUGCUUA
Molecule: messenger RNA, 3141 nt
Organism: Eublepharis macularius
Lineage: Eukaryota; Metazoa; Chordata; Lepidosauria; Squamata; Eublepharidae
Gene: LBH
Product: LBH regulator of WNT signaling pathway
Exons: 3
Coding region: 205-537 (110 amino acids)
Biological process (GO): positive regulation of DNA-templated transcription
Cellular component (GO): nucleus
Source: RefSeq, a predicted model, not a curated record